Paramuricea clavata is the source of this 732-nucleotide messenger RNA. The record is from the annotation of a GenBank genome assembly. NCBI's taxonomy places the organism in Eukaryota, Metazoa, Cnidaria, Anthozoa, Malacalcyonacea, Plexauridae.
AUGGAAGUAAAAGAUCAAACAAAGGUAGCUGAGUGUUUUGUUGAGUACUUUACUAAAAUCGCAUGUGAAAUUGGCGACCCUGAGUUGUUGGAAUUAUUCGAGGAACAAUUAUAUGACUAUAAAAGUGUCGAAAGUAUAAGGAACCACAAAGAAAUAGACAAUAGUCCUAAAUUCAGAUUUGGUAAAGUCCGUCAAGAUGAAGUACAACUUGCUCUGGAGAACUUAAAAGUAAGUAAAAGUUGUGGAUAUGAUGGCCUACCUAAUAGAUUAUUAAAGUUAAUCAGUGGUCCAUUGGCACCAUCUUUAACCCAGAUGUUCAAUGCAUGUAUUCAAGAUAACUACUGGCCUGUACAAUGGAAGAAAGGAGAGUGGGUUCCCAUUUACAAGAAAGAAAACCCCAGGGCUGAGAACAGCUAUAGACCAAUAACAGUUCUGAGUGCAGUUGGGAAAGUGUUUGAACAAUUAAUAGGUAAACAAUUAACUGAUAUGGAGCCGAAACUGGAAAACAAUCUAACUGCUUAUCGUAAGAAAAACAGUUGCGAGACUUCUUUAAUAAAACUAGUGGAGGAUUGGAAAAUAUCAUUGGAUAAUAAGACCGUUGUGGGGGUACUAACAACUGAUCUCUCUAAAGCUUUUGAUUCACUUCAUCCGCCUUUAUUACUAGCAAAAUUGAAAGCCUAUGACUUGUCGGAAGAUAGAGGCUCCAGUUAUGUUGAGAAGUUAUUUUACUGA